AGAUCUUACCUUAAAAAUAAAAUUUAUACUAUAUUGAUACUAUUAUAGAGCGUCUUUAUAAAGUAACUUUCCAUUUCUGUUUACAAAACGUUGAUUAAAAGUAUUUAUAAAUAAUUCAAGCCCGCAAAAUUUUAUUAAACCUUGUAUUUAUGUUCAUUCGUCAAAUUCUUUGCACUUUUUAUGUUGAUUUAAAAAAAACUAAACCUAUUUUAACAAAAUGUUUUAACGCGACAAGUGACUUGUGCUCCUCUUUUUCUUAAAUCUUAUAAUUUUUCGAACUAACAAAAAAAUACAUCGUUACUCUUUUUAAACCCUCCUAAAUAAUAGUCUUAAGGCGAUAAAUCUCGAGUUUACUUUGUUAGCUUUUGAAAAUAUAAUUUCAAGUUAGUAGAAAUCUAUGUUUUUGUAUACACAACUUGGAGUAGGCAACGGUGCUUUAUUUGACAGUUAACUUGUGUUUCCUUUAUAGAAUGACUUAUAUGAAAACAAUGCUUACAAAUUAUUCAAAUUUUUAGUUCUUCAAACUAGUUUGUAAUAAAUGUUAUCAACAUAAAUUUACAAAAACAACGACGUAAUCACGUUCUGAGAGGUUAAAAUUUCCACAAAUGUAAUGUAUUACACAAUAUUGGCAUCCCUACUGCAACGAAAUAAUAAAUCGCGAAGAAAGAUAACAAUUGUAAACAUUUUAAUGCUUCCAAUUCGUUGAUAACAGCCUCGAACUAAUCUCGUUUAUUCUAAGAUCCAGUUAGCGAGCGGUAGGUAGAUACGAGUAUACGAAUAAAACAUGGAUUUUGAAAAUUUUAGAAGAAUUCUCGUUCUAUACGUGGGUGGAACGAUUGGUAUGAAAAAGAAUUGUUAUGACGUAUUAGAGGCUGCUCAUAACGAUUUUCGGGCUAAAAUAAAAAGCAGCAGCUCAUUACAUGACUCAAAAUGGGCAAGGGAAAAUUUACACGGAAAAUUAAAAGAGAAUCAGAUGAUAUUACCGCAAAGUGGCAACGGACAAAAGAUACUAUACGAAAUAAUAGAAUAUACACCGUUGUUAGAUUCUAGCAACAUGACUUUAAAAGACUGGAUAAGAAUCGCUAAAGAUAUAGAGUUUUACUAUCACGAUUAUAACGGAUUCAUAGUUCUUCACGGUACAGAUACAUUAGCUUAUACAGCUUCAGCACUUUCUUUUAUGUUAAAUGGAUUACAAAAAACCGUAAUAGUUACAGGUUCGCAAAUUCCAAUUUUCGAAAGUAGAAGCGACGCGAAUAACAAUUUCUUUGGUUCGUUAUACAUCUGUGGAUCGUUUACUAUACCGGAAGUGUGCGUAUUUUUUUCUAAUAAACUUUUUAGAGGUAAUAGAGUCGCUAAAGUUUGUACAGAAGAUUUAUAUGCGUUCGAUUCUCCGAAUUAUCCUGCGUUAGCUGAUGUUGGGGUUGGAAUUAAAGUACAUGAAUACUUCAUUAGAAAAAUCGAUUAUGCAGAGAAAUUUAGUGUAUAUACUGAUUUAAAUCCACAUGUUGCUGUCAUAGAAUUUUUCCCAACGAUAACAGCAGAAAUGUUAUCAGCGUUUCUUACAAUUCCCAAACUCCAAGGGGUAGUAAUUCAGAGUUUUGGUACAGGGAAUAUACCCUCAAAACUAGAUCUUCUUGAGGUACUUGGGGCGGCAGUGGCUAGACGUGUACUCAUUGUUAAUAUAACAAUAUGUGCGAAAGGAGCAGUUAGUAUGUCCUACGCUACUGGUAAAGUUUUACAAGAUAUCGGUGUGAUUUCUGGGGAAGAUUUGACCGUAGAAGCUGCUCUAGCGAAAUUGUGUUACGUUUUAGGGUUACCCGGGUUAACUUUCGAGGAACGCAAAGAGGCAAUGCGAACCGAUUUAAGAGGAGAAAUGACUAUACAGAAAUACGAGGAGAUAAAAUAAAUGUUUAUUAAUAUUUAAACAAGCAAUUGGUAUUUUUUAUAAAUGAUUCCAUUGAAUUUUAUUGAUAUAAUGU
Molecule: messenger RNA, 1979 nt
Organism: Diorhabda sublineata
Lineage: Eukaryota; Metazoa; Arthropoda; Insecta; Coleoptera; Chrysomelidae
Product: 60 kDa lysophospholipase-like
Exons: 9
Coding region: 785-1906 (373 amino acids)
Molecular function (GO): asparaginase activity
Source: RefSeq, a predicted model, not a curated record